This is a messenger RNA of Candoia aspera, 2521 nucleotides long. RefSeq names its product matrix metallopeptidase 23B (gene MMP23B). Lineage: Eukaryota; Metazoa; Chordata; Lepidosauria; Squamata; Candoiidae. Gene Ontology annotation, biological process: collagen catabolic process; extracellular matrix organization; proteolysis. The record is from RefSeq and is a predicted model, not a curated record. The coding region runs from base 378 to 1583 and encodes 401 amino acids. Gene Ontology annotation, molecular function: zinc ion binding; metalloendopeptidase activity. The transcript has 8 exons. Gene Ontology annotation, cellular component: extracellular matrix.
CCUGUGUCUGUGCGUGCGCAUGGAUCUACUGCCUCCCUCAUCCCGAUGCUAAAGCAGCUGGCUUAACUCUCUUUCCUUUCCUUUCCUUUCCUUUCCAGCUGUUUCCCCCCUACCCCUCUCCCCCAUUAGCAGAGAUUCCCAGUAAUCCGAUCGAAUUUGGCAAGGGCUGGCCGAGCGUGUCAGAGACUUAACUAAACCCUUGGCAGUCGCACCCCGUUUUUACCUCCCAGGAAAAGUUCUCAGCACUUCCAGGAAAGUUUGCCACUGCAGGCAAGUUUUCAGAACUUAGAAAUCCGCCUAGCAAGCUGGAUGCGUUUGGGUUGAAUUUCCCCCCUUGUAUUCUCUUUCGCCGCGUUCGGUUUUAAUUAAAUGCAGCCAUGGAGCAGCUCAAAAGUCUUUCUGCGAGAGUGUCUCCUUUUUUGAUCCCUGCUGGCAGGCUGAAAACACAUAAAUAUCAAGGCCCUGCGAGUUCCCCAGGCAUUUUCCUGCUUCUAAUCUUCCUGGUGGUUUUGGAAGAGUCGUUUGCAACAGAGCUGCAGAAGACCCAGGAAGACAUGUCCAUACCUGGUCCCAAUCAUGGGGUCACCUUGGGCCUCCAAAAUGGGGCCCUUCCACCUCCACCUCCUCAUCUCCGGAAGAAGCGUUACACGUUGACACCAGGACAUCUGAAAUGGGACCAUUUCAACCUAACAUACAAAAUUCUGUCUUUCCCCAAAAACCUGAUUGGCAAAAGCCAGACCAGGAAAGGACUGACGGCAGCUUUCCGCAUGUGGAGUGAAGUCUCCCCUUUCACCUUUCGUGAGGUGCCAGUGAGUGCCUCCAGUGACCUCACAAUUGGCUUCUACCCCAUCAACCAUACGGAUUGCCUGGAAUCGCAGAUCCAUCACUGUUUCGACGGGACGACGGGAGAGUUAGCCCAUGCCUUUUUUCCGCAAACAGGAGAGAUCCAUUUUGACGAUCACGAGUACUGGAUUGUAGGAGACACCCGAUUCAGCUGGAAAAAGGGCGUCUGGCUGACAGAUCUGGUUCAUGUGGCAGCCCAUGAAAUUGGCCACGCUUUAGGCCUCAUGCACUCCUUGGAUCCCAAUGCCCUGAUGCAUAUUAAUGCUACCCUGACAGGGAAGGAUACCAUCUCACAGGACGAGAUGUGGGGAAUUUACCGGCUCUAUGGCUGUAAAGAUCGACUGUUUAUAUGUCCAUCAUGGAGUCGGAAAGGGUACUGUCAAACGCGCCAACGGUUUAUGCAAAAGCACUGUCCGCACAGCUGUGACUUCUGCUUGGAGUUCCCUUUUCCAACGGUGAUACCAACCCCACCGCCCCCCAGGAUGAAGACCAAGCUUGUGCCAGAGGGCCGGAAUGUUACUUUCCGAUGUGGCCAGAAAAUCAUCCACAAAAAGGGGAAAGUUUAUUGGUAUAAGGAGAAGGAGUUGCUGGAAUAUUCCUAUCCUGGCUACCUUUUUCUGAAUGACGACCACAUGAGCAUCAUUGCCAAUGCGAUCAACGAAGGCACGUAUACUUGCGUGGUGAAGAAAAAGUCCAAAGUUUUGACCACAUAUUCUUGGAGAGUCAGGCUGAAGCAUUAACGCAGACGGUCUGCCAGGACUUACAGACCCUGAAUCGUUUUGCUUUAUGUGGGCCCUCUUUCCCACCUCUGUUUCCAUACUUCACUUUCAACAGCGGGUCCUCACUUGCAAAAACCAGCUUUCCAAGACGGCCUCUUCCAGAAGGAGACGAGUACAAAAAUACUGGUUUCUCCCCUGCAUUUCCCAUCGUUCCUAUCCUUGGCCAACUCGUUGGGACGAUGGGAUGUGUAGUCUAUGUCACAGGGGGAGGAGAAAUUGGCUACGAUGCUGAGAUAAAAGAGCUGCUUGUUUUUUUAAACCCCCGCUAAUAUUCUUUAGGAACCAUUUUACACCUAUAUUUUCAGCCACUUCCUGCGGCAAUCUGGAGCUUGAUGCUCUGUCACCGAUGGGGUUAUGGUUAUUUUAUUAGAUUUGCAUUUCCCUCUCUCCUCAAGCAGCUCAAGAUGGCAUAUGUAACACCCCUCCUCCAUUCCCCCCCCCAAUAAAAAGUCUGUGGGGUAGGCUGGGGACAAGCGGUCUCUUAAGAGCAGAGGUACAAUGAGAACCUUAGCCAAGGCCUUAAUUAUUCUACAAUUCAGUGAACAAUCCCAAGCAUAUAAUGAGCUCCUGUGCCACAUUAUUUCCACAGAACUGACGUGAAAGUUUGCAUGUUUCAUAUGCUGCGUAACACUGAAAAUUAUAUACUCCCCCAAGUCACAAGCUAGACUUCCUGCCUCUUUUAGGGAGCUGAGUCAAGAACAGAGGACCUAAAACAAGAAUUCCUGCGUUAAACCUUUGCAUCUGUUGUGCAUUUUUUUUUUAUUCGGGUCAACGAACUUGAAAGAAUUUGCUAGCCUGGGUAUAGCUUCUGGAAAGCUACAGCACAGUUGAUCCUGAAGGAAUUCCACCAAUGAAUCACCCUCGUCCUUCGGCUCAAAUAAAGCACUUCCAUACUGGUA